CGGGGCGGGAUGGUCGCGGCCGGCCCGGAGCGCUCCCGCCGCUCGCCCCGCGCGCAGGCCGGGAUGCGCGGCGGGCGCGGGCCCGGGAAGCCGCGGCUGCGGCCGCCCGCGAGCGGCGCCGGGCCGGGGUCGGGCGGGCUCUGCCUCCGCGGGCCUCCGCCGAACGCAGGCCGGCGCUUCCUGCUCCAGACGGGCGGGUGUUGGGACGGGGGUGCUCAGCCUCCCUCCCUGAGGCGGGCUGGCGCUGGCCGUGCGGCCCGGGAGCGCUCCGUGCGCUGCCGCCGCCAGCACGUGUGACAGCCGCGGGGAGCCCGCCGCUGCUGCUGCUGCUGCUGCCCGGGGAGCCGGCCUGCUGUGACCUUGGGAAGCGGAGCCACGGCCUCCCCACGCGGGAUAUUGCAAGGAGCAGCGCUGCCUUCUGGGUGCAUGCCAGUCUUUGGAGACGGCAUGGGCAGAGAGAAACAUCUGGGGCUGAAAUAACAUCUGCUUGCAGGGGACUCUGCAGGACCUGUUACACUAACUAAUGCUUCUGUAUUUCUAGGUUUGAGGUUUGGAUUUGCUUUGGAAGUCAGAGAGCAGUUGCUGCCUCGUUCUACCUACAUUCAACUUUUAAUAUAGUAGUGUUAUUGCAAACAGGAAAAAAAGGAGACAAGUAUCUCCACACCUAACAGGAAACAGGAGACUUUGCUCUGAAAUAACUGAUAAACAAGUGUGAAGCAUGAGGAUCAACUCUGCUGUUCAGGCUGCUAUUGACCUCACAGCAGGUGCUGCAGGUGGGACAGCCUGUGUGGUGACUGGCCAGCCCUUUGACACUGCAAAGGUGAAGAUGCAGACGUUCCCCAACAUGUACAAAGGACUUGUUGACUGUUUUGUCAAAACCUAUAAGCAAGUGGGAUUUCGAGGCUUCUACAAGGGAACCUCACCAGCACUUGUAGCCAACAUUGCAGAGAACUCCGUUCUGUUCAUGUGCUAUGGAUUUUGCCAACAAAUUGUGAGAAGAAUUGUUGGAGUAGACAGGAAAACAAAGCUCAGUGACCUACAGAAUGCUGCUGCAGGCUCCUUUGCCUCUGCCUUUGCCACCCUUGUCCUCUGUCCCACAGAGCUGGUGAAGUGCCGCCUACAGGCCAUGCACGAAAUGGAGUUGUCAGGAAAGAUAAACCAGGGACACAAUACAGUUUGGUCAGUAGUGAAGGGUGUUAUCCAAAAGGAUGGUCCCCUUGGAUUCUAUCGUGGCCUGUCAAGCACUUUGCUGCGGGAAGUCCCAGGCUAUUUCUUCUUCUUUGGAGGGUAUGAACUGAGCCGGACAUUCUUUGCCUCUGGGAGAUCAAAAGAUGAAUUAGGUCCCAUCCCUUUGUUACUAAGUGGAGGUUUUGGAGGCAGCUGUCUGUGGAUUGCUGUGUAUCCUGUGGACUGUGUCAAAUCUAGAAUUCAGGUUCUUUCCAUGGCUGGAAAACAAGCAGGCUUUAUGGGAACAUUUGUAACUGUUGUGAGAACUGAAGGUGAGUAUCCAAGCAGAUCAACUGAAUCUAUAGGGCUGCAGACUGAAAUCUAUACCCUCCAAUACCCAAAAACACUUAAGAAAGCUAGUCCAGUGAUAAUGCCUGUUAGAGACAGACAACUGUUUUUAGCAAGCAAAUAUCUACUUCAUGUAGUGUGGAAAGCUUGGAAUCUAGAAACUGAGACCUACUUCAUCUUCCCUGCCUCUUGGUACAGGAGAUGACUCAUUUAAACCUAACAGAAGCAUUACUAUGCAUUAAAAGCAGAUUAAAAUAUGGGCUCCAUUACUUGUGACCUAUACAUGAAACCUGAAGGAACUAGGUAAGUUCCAUGCAGAAAUUUUCUUCACCUCUAGAAAUUAAUAUACGGUUGAGGAUUGAUUUAUCAAACAGUCCUAUCCAGCCUGGAAACUUGAGGCAUCUACCUCAGCAUCUCUCUGGAAAAGGCCUGUGUCAGGCACUUUGGAAAAGGGUCUAAGAAUGUACAUGGCAGCAGACAUGAAUCCUGGCCCUAUUGCUAGGUAAGAUACUCAUCAGAACUGGAGUCUUACUUGGGGCACAGCUCUAACAUAGUCUUGCUGCCCCUUUGCCAGCUGUGGUACAGCCGCUGCCAAGUUAUCUCAGCUGGCCAAGACCUUGUCAUACCUGAAAUAAGCAUCUAGCAUAAGCCCUUGCAUGGCUAAACUCCUGUUACAACAUUAGAAACUCCCAUAUCAAUAUCCAGUACCACUGCAAUCAGUAGCUACAGCGAGUUCAGCUCUCUGUGUUCAUGCUCCUCUAAGCAGAAGCAUUGCUUCAGUAUCCUUCAGAGGCAAGAGCAGAGUGGUUGAUGCAGACAGCCACUUGAAUAAAUUGCUAACUGGCUCUGGUUUCGUUUCUAGGCGUGCUUGCCUUGUAUUCUGGACUAACACCAACUAUGAUCCGUGCAUUUGUGGCCAACGGGGCACUGUUCCUUGCCUACGAGUACAGCCGGAAGCUCAUGAUGAAACACAUAGAUUCUUACUGAUCCCGCCUAGCAAACGAAGAAUGAGAGAUUGCUUAAGGGUCAUUUAAAUAAAUGAUGAAAAACACAUAGAUCACAUGAUGGUCUGAGCAGAACCAAAUCAGUGACCUAAUUUUAGGAACUCAAUUCCAGUUUAAGGUUUGUAAUCUUUUAAAAUCAGGUGAUUUUAUGGAGGUGUGUAUAUGUUGCUUGAAUUGCACAAGCAGAACUAUCUCCCUCUUACAGAUUAUGCACUAGGUACACUGCAUGUCAUAAAUGUCUUUCCUGACCUGUACUGGUGCUAAAAAUAUUUGCAUUGACCUGUGGGGUUUAAUGUAACAUGCAAGAGUAGGUUGUGAGUUGUCUACAGCAAAGCACUGGUUUUAAAACUGUGCUGCAAUUGUGACCUUUUGCAGUUGUUGCUGAUGUCUGACCCAAAAUAACAUCAGUUCUUGGCUAAUCUUGCUGAAUAUAGAUGACUUGGACAUACCCCUCACCCAGAGAGACCUUUCCUUCUCCAGCUACACCCCUGUCCUGCUCUGGCUCCCUGCUGCUUUGUGACUUGCUAAGGUCAUGGAAGAGGGUGUCUGACUUACAUACUCUGUCCUAGUGAAUGGGUUUAUAAAAGUAGGAAACAUUCACCCCCUACUUUAUAUGAGACUUAGAGCCCAAGAUAUGCCUAUAUUUUUGAUAAAAGCACAGUAACAACAUUAAGGCUAUGCUGCACUGCAUCCUUUCAAGAAGUGCUGGAGUAUGCUAAGCACCACUUAACAUAGGGACACUGCUGAAAAUAGCUGCUGCCUCUGAGCACAGAACUGUGACUGUGCAGGCUCCCACUUAGAUCACCUUGGCGUGAAUGAGGCCACAUGCUGGAAGGACAGGAAGCUGAAGAGGAACAGACAGCCAGAACUGAGUUGUUAACUGACACCAUGGUCUCUGACAUAGCAGUCUUACUGGGGCUGGAGUCUUGCUGCUUGCUGUGCCUCUUCAGCUGAGUGGAAAAAGCUCAUAUGACUGGAUAGCUUGUAUCACCUUCAGGCCUGGAGGGCAUGGCCUGCUCUGUCAUGUUAUUUGAUGAAAUAUGCAGUUAGUCAGUAUUACCCAAAACGAUGCAGUGACACCUCUCUCUAGAUGCCCCUUUUGUUCUUAAAAGUAGAAUGCUCUUUUUACAAGCAUGUUCUGCUUUGUGAGAAGCAGCUACUGCCUUAUCCUGGAAUAAGUUGAGCAGGUCUUAGAACAGCACAAACUUGUCCUGAGUUGUACAGAGAUGCUGCCUGGGUGCUCUAACUGCAGCCCACCAGUGUGGGGCACAGACAGAGCCCUUUAACUCACUGAGAUCAUCACAGCUACAUGGAGAUUAGCAGCUUGUCACAGCAACCACAUUUGUCAGUGACAGACAGAGCUGGAACAACCUAGUUUUGCAUGUUACAGCUUCCCUUUCAGAUCCCAGAAAUAGGAACAAGCUUUAGGCAUAGAUGAAAUCCCUCAAUACCUGCUGCCUCUUGCAGUGGAGCCAGGGUGCACUUAAACUGGCUCAUUCCUUGCAUUGUUGCAGCCUCUUUGAUGGAAGGUGGUUGCUGCAGUUCCACAAAAUCUUCUUGCUCCUCCAGCCUCCAAGUGCAGAAAGAACAAUUCAUCUCCCUUUCAUAUACCACGGGAAAAGGCAGUUAAAGCAGGGCAUGCCUGAAGAAUCUUCAGUGUCUACUGCACCAAUACAGCUUGACUGAUUGGUACAAUAGGGGCAGCACUACUCUGCAUUGCCAGUACUUUAAAAGGAAUUUAUACCAAAUGUUCAAAUGAUUCAGGUAGGAGCAUGAGGCUUUAAGAGUUGUUAGACUUCCCCUUCUUUUUAAAGUUGUCUAGCUAAGAGAAAUAGUAUAUUUGUACAUGUUUCUAAUAGUUAUGAAAAGGUGAGGACAGACUCCACCUCAGUGGAAUACUUCAAUCUAUUUCUUAGAUUUGUCUUUGCUUUCAUUUUUUAAAGCUCAUGGUUGCAGUUUUUAAUACAAAAAUUGAAGCUUCAAGAGAAGCAGGGUAUUUAAAAUAACCAACAGCAAGAAGCUGGUGUCAUUUUGAGAGUUUACCUUCUGAAGUUGAUGUAAGCAGUAAUUUUUCCAUUCAGAGCUGCUUAAGCUGUACACGUGUAUCAGUUGUUCAGCUAAAAACUUCAUGAUGUUGUUAUAGGAAUUCACAGAAAUAAAGUUUCAUUUGAUUAA
Molecule: messenger RNA, 4694 nt
Organism: Passer domesticus (house sparrow)
Lineage: Eukaryota; Metazoa; Chordata; Aves; Passeriformes; Passeridae
Gene: SLC25A15
Product: solute carrier family 25 member 15
Exons: 6
Coding region: 719-1720 (333 amino acids)
Biological process (GO): mitochondrial L-ornithine transmembrane transport
Cellular component (GO): mitochondrion
Molecular function (GO): L-ornithine transmembrane transporter activity
Source: RefSeq, a predicted model, not a curated record